AUGAUGGCGUAUAUGAACCCGGGGCCCCACUACUCGGUCAAUGCCUUGGCCCUGAGUGGUCCCAGUGUGGAUCUGAUGCACCAAGCAGUGUCGUACCCAAGCGCCCCCAGAAAGCAGCGGCGGGAGCGGACCACCUUCACCCGGAGCCAGCUGGAGGAGCUGGAGGCCCUGUUUGCCAAGACUCAGUACCCGGAUGUGUAUGCUCGCGAGGAGGUGGCUCUGAAGAUCAACCUGCCGGAGUCCAGGGUUCAGGUUUGGUUCAAGAACCGCAGGGCCAAAUGCCGCCAGCAGCGUCAGCAGCAGAAGCAGCAGCCACAGCCCCCUGGGGCACAAACCAAGGCUCGACCGGCCAAGCGGAAGGCAGGCAUGUCGCCAAGAUCCUCCUCGGACGUCUGUCCAGAUCCCCUGGGCAUCUCAGACUCCUACAGCCCCCCUCUACCCGGCCCCUCGGUCUCCCCCACCUCGGCCGUGGCCACGGUGUCCAUCUGGAGUCCCGCCUCGGAGUCCCCUCUGCCCGAGGCCCAGCGGGCGGGGCUGGUGGCGGCCGGGCCCCCUCUGACCUCCGCGCCCUACGCCAUGACCUACACCCCUGCCUCUGCUUUCUGCUCUUCCCCCUCGGCCUACGGGUCUCCGAGCUCCUAUUUCAGUGGCCUGGAUCCUUAUCUUUCCCCCAUGGUGCCCCAGCUGGGGGGCCCGGCCCUCAGCCCCCUCUCCGGGCCCUCCGUGGGCCCCUCCCUGGCCCAGUCCCCCACCUCCCUGUCAGGCCAGAGCUACGGUCCCUACAGCCCCGUGGACAGCUUGGAAUUCAGGGACCCCACAGGCACCUGGAAAUUCACCUACAACCCCACGGACCCCCUGGACUACAAGGAUCAGAGUGCCUGGAAGUUUCAGAUCUUGUAGAAGCCAGCUCUGUCUCCGCGCCUCGUCUGAACCGGCCCCGGGAGGGUGUCCCUGGGGAAGCAGGGCGGAGGUUGGGGCCUCUCUGGCUUCGU
Molecule: messenger RNA, 992 nt
Organism: Panthera uncia (snow leopard)
Lineage: Eukaryota; Metazoa; Chordata; Mammalia; Carnivora; Felidae
Product: cone-rod homeobox protein
Exons: 3
Coding region: 1-900 (299 amino acids)
Biological process (GO): regulation of transcription by RNA polymerase II; multicellular organism development
Cellular component (GO): nucleus
Molecular function (GO): RNA polymerase II cis-regulatory region sequence-specific DNA binding; DNA-binding transcription factor activity, RNA polymerase II-specific
Source: RefSeq, a predicted model, not a curated record